AUGGCGCAGCGAGGAAUUCAGAUGGACCAAGAAAAACUCUGCUGUUCCAUCUGUCUGGAUCUACUGAAGGAUCCUGUGACUAUUGCCUGUGGACACAGCUACUGUAUGAGCUGUAUUAAAAGCCACUGGGAUGAAGAGGAUCAGAAGCAAAUCCACAGCUGUCCUCAGUGCAGACACACCUUCAUGCCGAGGCCUGCUCUGGUGAAAAACACCAUGUUAGCAGAUUUAGUGGAGGAACUGAAGAAGACAGGACUCCAAGCUGCUCCAGCUGAUCACUGCUAUGCCGGACCUGAAGAUGUGGCCUGUGAUUUCUGUACUGGGAGAAAGCUGAAAGCUGUCAAGUCCUGUCUGCAGUGUCUGGUGUCUUACUGUGAGCAGCACCUCCAGCCUCACUAUGAAUGCCCUGCCUUUAAAAAACACAACCUGGUCAGCCCCUCCAAGAAGCUUCAGGAGAACAUCUGUACUCGUCACAACAAGGUGAUUGAGAUUUUCUGCCGCACUGAUCAGCAGUGUAUCUGUUAUCUGUGCUCCAUGGACGAACAUAAAGGCCACCACACAAUUUCAGCUGUACAGGAACGGACUGAGAGGCAGAAAGAGCUCGGGGUGAGUCGACAAAACAUCCAGCGCAGAAUCCAGAACAGAGAGAAAGAUGUGACGGUGCUUCAGCAGGAGGUGGAGGCUAUCAAUCACUCGGCUGAUAAAGCAGUGAGGGACAGUGAGAAGAUCUUCACAGAUCUGAUCCGUCUCAUUGAGAAAAGAAGCUCUGAUGUGAAGCAGCACAUCAGAUCUCAGCAGAAAACUAAAGUUAGACAAGUCAAAGAGCUUCAGGAGAAGCUGCAGCAGGAGAUCACUGAUCUGAGGAGGAAAGACACUGAGCUGGAGAAGCUCUCACACACAGAGGACCACACCCAGUUUCUACAGAGCUACCCCUCACUGUCACAUCUCACUGACUCUAAAGACUCAUCCAGGAUCAAUAUCCGCCCUGUGCGACACUUUGAGGAUGUGACUGCAGCUGUGUCAGAGGCCAGAGAUAAACUACAGGACUUUGUUAGUGAUGUGUGGACCAAGAUCUCACUGACAAAGACUGAAGUGGAUGUUUUGCUGGCACAACCUCAGCCCAAGACCAGAGCUGAAUUCUUACAGUAUUCACGUCAGAUCACACUGGAUCCAAACACAGCAGGCAAUUGGGUCAGAUUAUCUGGAGGGAACAGAAGAGCAACAGAAAAUCAGCCAGGAUCUUUACCAGUUAUUCCUCCACCAGGUUCACGCAGUGACAUCAUCAGACUUCAGGUCCUGAGCAGAGAGAGUCUGACUGGACGAUGUUACUGGGAGGUGGAGUGGAGUGGUGGAACAGUUUCAGUAGCAGUCACAUCUGCACAUAGGAAAAGACCAGUAUAUGAAACUGCAUUUGGGAAAAAUGACACAUCUUGGGCAGUAUAUUGUUUGAUGAAUCAUUAUCAAUUCAGACAUAACCGUAUCAUCACUUCCAUCUCAGGCCCUCAGUCCUCCAGAGUGGGAGUGUACCUGGAUCACCCUGCAGGUAUUUUGUCCUUCUACAGCGUCUCUGACACCAUGACUCUCCUCCACAGAGUCCAGACCACAUUCACUCAGCCUCUCUAUGCUGGACUUGGUGUUUAUCAUUAUCAUAGCUCUGCUGAAUUGUGUGAUCUCAAGUAGACAAGUGUUAUAAACAAGGCAAAGGCUGAGAAUCUACUUUUAGGUAGUGAAUUUACUCUCCAUCU
Epinephelus moara (kelp grouper) is the source of this 1742-nucleotide messenger RNA. Its product is annotated as tripartite motif-containing protein 16-like. The record is from RefSeq and is a predicted model, not a curated record. The transcript has a single exon. Gene Ontology annotation, molecular function: protein binding; zinc ion binding. NCBI's taxonomy places the organism in Eukaryota, Metazoa, Chordata, Actinopteri, Perciformes, Serranidae. The coding region runs from base 1 to 1677 and encodes 558 amino acids.